Messenger RNA from Bufo bufo (common toad), 2796 nucleotides. It is a transcript of the gene ERCC3, whose product is annotated as ERCC excision repair 3, TFIIH core complex helicase subunit. Lineage: Eukaryota; Metazoa; Chordata; Amphibia; Anura; Bufonidae. The record is from RefSeq and is a predicted model, not a curated record. Gene Ontology annotation, cellular component: transcription factor TFIIH holo complex; transcription preinitiation complex; nucleotide-excision repair factor 3 complex. Gene Ontology annotation, molecular function: DNA binding; hydrolase activity; 3'-5' DNA helicase activity. Gene Ontology annotation, biological process: nucleotide-excision repair; transcription initiation at RNA polymerase II promoter. The transcript is spliced from 15 exons. Bases 62 to 2410 code for a protein of 782 amino acids.
UUCUGUCCAGUGGUGCGGGCCCUGUAUCCAGUCGGUACCGGCUGCCGGUGAAGCCUACGUCAUGGGCAAGAAGGAUAAAUGGGAUCGAGAUAAGAAAAAAUCCAAGAAGCGUCACUACGAUGAAGAGGAGGAGGAUGAUGAUGAGGCGACCACCAAUGACCAGGAAGCGGUGCCCUCUGCAGCGGGAAAGCAGGUGGACGAGGCGGGCACCAAACUGGAUGAGUACAACGCCAAGGAUUAUAGAUCACAAAUGCCCCUGAAGGGCGACCACGCGUCCCGUCCGCUCUGGGUGGCCCCGGAUGGACACAUCUUCCUGGAAGCCUUUUCCCCGGUCUAUAAAUACGCCCAGGACUUUCUUGUCGCAAUCUCUGAGCCCGUCUGUCGGCCGGUGCACGUCCACGAGUAUAAGCUCACGGCCUACUCCCUGUACGCCGCCGUCAGUGUCGGGCUGCAAACGUCCGACAUCAUCGAGUAUUUGCAGAAGUUGAGCAAAACCGGCGUCCCCGAGGGCAUCGUGCAGUUCAUCAAGCUCUGCACGGUCAGCUAUGGAAAGGUGAAGCUGGUGCUGAAACAUAACAAGUACUUUGUGGAGAGCGCCCACCCGGACGUUAUCCAGGAUCUCCUUAAAGACAGCACCAUCCGCAGCUGCCGACUGAGGAACGAGGAGGGCGAGGAAACGGAUCUGAUCACCGAGACCUUUACUAGCAAAUCCGCUAUCACCAAGACAACUGAUCCGGCCAGCGACCCAUCCACCUCCCAGGUCGGGGAGACAGAGAAUAAGACCGAUGUCCCGGCCGACUUGUUUGAGUUCUACGAACAGAUGGACAAAGAAGAAGAAGAGGAGGAAGAGACGCAGACGGUGUCCUUCGAGGUUAAACAGGAAAUGAUUGAGGUUCUCCAGAAGCGUUGCAUCCACCUGGAGUACCCACUGCUGGCAGAGUACGACUUCAGGAAUGAUACCAUGAACCCAGACAUCAAUAUCGACCUGAAGCCCACGGCCGUCCUGCGCCCGUACCAAGAGAAGAGCCUGCGCAAGAUGUUUGGCAACGGGCGUGCUCGCUCUGGGGUGAUUGUACUGCCCUGCGGUGCCGGGAAGUCUCUGGUCGGGGUCACCGCUGCCUGCACAGUGCGGAAGAGGUGCCUGGUGCUGGGGAACUCGGCUGUGUCGGUGGAGCAGUGGAAGGCGCAGUUCAAGAUGUGGUCGACCAUUGACGACAGCCAGAUCUGUCGCUUCACAUCCGACGCCAAGGACAAGCCCAUCGGGUGCUCUAUUGCCAUAAGCACCUACUCCAUGCUGGGGCACACCACCAAGAGGUCAUGGGAGGCCGAGCGGGUGAUGGAGUGGCUGAAAAGUCAGGAGUGGGGGCUGAUGAUACUGGAUGAAGUGCACACUAUUCCAGCCAAGAUGUUCCGUCGCGUCCUGACCAUCGUCCAGGCUCACUGUAAGGUCGGCCUGACGGCCACUCUGGUCCGAGAGGACGACAAAAUCGUCGACCUGAAUUUUCUGAUCGGCCCAAAGUUGUAUGAAGCCAACUGGAUGGAGCUGCAAAACAACGGCUACAUCGCAAAGGUGCAGUGCGCAGAGGUCUGGUGCCCCAUGUCCCCCGAGUUUUACAGAGAAUACGUUGCCAUCAAGACAAAGAAGAGGAUUCUGUUCUACACCAUGAACCCAAAUAAAUUCCGAGCCUGCCAGUUCCUGAUUAAGUUCCAUGAGCGGAGGAAUGACAAGAUCAUUGUGUUUGCGGACAAUGUGUUUGCGCUGAAGGAGUACGCCAUCAAGCUCAACAAACCGUACAUCUACGGCCCGACCUCCCAGGGGGAAAGGAUGCAAAUUCUACAAAACUUCAAGCACAAUCCGAAAAUAAACACCAUCUUUAUAUCAAAGGUUGGAGACACUUCCUUUGAUUUGCCCGAAGCCAAUGUACUGAUCCAAAUCUCAUCACACGGGGGGUCCCGCAGGCAGGAAGCACAGCGUCUGGGCCGUGUCCUUAGAGCCAAAAAAGGAAUGGUCGCCGAGGAGUACAACGCCUUCUUCUAUUCUCUGGUGUCUCAGGACACUCAGGAAAUGGCCUACUCCACCAAGAGGCAGAGAUUCCUGGUGGAUCAGGGCUACAGCUUUAAGGUGAUUACUAAGCUGGCCGGCAUGGAAGAGGAGGACCUGGCUUUCUCCACCAAGGAGGAACAGCAGCAGCUUCUUCAGAAAGUGCUGGCCGCCUCCGACCUGGAUGCUGAAGAGGAAGUGGUCGCCGGAGAGUUCGGGUCCAAGUCCACCCAUCUGGCCCGGCGUGUUGGCACCAUGAGCUCCAUGUCUGGGGCAGACGAUACCAUGUACAUGGAAUACCAGGCUCCCAGAAACAAAGGUGCCAACAGCAAGCACGUGCACCCGCUUUUCAAGCGUUUCCGCAAAUGAGAUCCUGGGUUCUGCUGACGUGGAUCUGACACGUUGUCCACACAGUGAGGUGAAGCAGGAGAACACCGGCAAACCCUGAAACGCGCCAGUACAAUGGCUCAUCAUGAAAUAUGUCAGAUUAUUCUUUUACCUACUUGUUUUUUUUAAAGCCUCAAAAGUAUUUAUUGCUGCAUUUUCCUGCCGAUGGCAGUGGAUGCACAGAGAUGAGUAUUCCUUACAGGAAUAGUAAACAAUGAGAGUUUCCCCUCUUAUCUGUAACAUAUCUUUCUGGUUACAAUGUAGCGUUACAUUGGCACGGACUAGCUCCUGUGUCCGACAUUGAUGACUGUGUGUAACAUGGAACGUCCCAUUAUUUCCUGCUAAUAAAACGUUUCAUCUUGUCGUGA